Messenger RNA from Aspergillus campestris IBT 28561, 498 nucleotides. RefSeq lists its product as uncharacterized. NCBI's taxonomy places the organism in Eukaryota, Fungi, Ascomycota, Eurotiomycetes, Eurotiales, Aspergillaceae. Gene Ontology annotation, biological process: fatty acid biosynthetic process; secondary metabolite biosynthetic process. The transcript has a single exon. The annotation marks the transcript as partial. The record is from RefSeq and is a predicted model, not a curated record. Gene Ontology annotation, molecular function: fatty acid synthase activity.
AGAUAUGCAGCGGGGGCUAUAUCAAAGAAUUCUGCCUUGAAGGUUUCGUACUACAGGGGCCUUCUAGCUGGCAGACUGGGUGAAACCAGUAAAUACAAAGGGUCGAUGCUUGCCGUUGGGCUCUCCGAAGCAGACAUUCGAUAUUGUUUAGACAAGGUUGAAGCAUCAUUUGGAUGUCUACGACUAGUCGUUGCUUGUGUCAAUAGCCCCAAGAGCCUUACACUAUCUGGGGAGGCUGAGCAAAUCGAAGCAUUACAUGGGCUUCUUGAAGAGGACCAGAUAUUUUCAAGGAAGUUGAUGGUUAAAGUCGCAUAUCACUCAUUCCAGAUGCAAGAGAUAGCAAGUGCUUACGAAGCCGCCAUUGGGAACUUGGAGAUACCGCACCAGCAAACAGGGACACUCAUGUUCUCUUCAGUCACGGGGUCAUUGAUUCAUCCAGAGGAGCUAGCUACCUCGGGUUACUGGGUCAGGAAUAUGGUAUCCCCGGUUCUGUUCAGC